AUGACCCUAGCCUCUUCCAGUGAGAGAGGGUUAUGUCGGAUAGAUGGUCUCUUGGGACAUUUCAACAUUACUUAUUUUUCUUCUUCUCAUCAUUUGUUGUCUUUUAUUCAAGUUUCCUUUCUCUUUCUUUCUUUCUCUCUUUGUUUUGUUCUUGUCUCUCUUCUGUAUGUUAUUUUUGUUCUCAUCUCUCCUCCUCCCCUUCCUCCUCUCUCACAGCUCCUCUUUUUCUUGCACUUCUUCUUCUUCUUCUUCUUCUUUUGCUGCUGCUCCUGCUGUUGCUGCCGCUCUUCUUUUGAUCUCUACUCCUCCCCCUCCUCCUUUUCUUCUUCUUCUUCUUCUUCUUCUUCUUCUUCAUUUCUUGCUGCAGCUUCUUUUGAUUUCUCCUUUUCCUCAUUUUCUUUUCUUCUUCCUCUUCUGCUGCUGCGUCUGAUCUCUCCUUCUCAUCUUCUUUCUUUUCUCUUUGUCUUUACUUUCGUUCAUUUUUCUGCUGCAUUUUUCUAA
Molecule: messenger RNA, 501 nt
Organism: Acanthosepion pharaonis
Lineage: Eukaryota; Metazoa; Mollusca; Cephalopoda; Sepiida; Sepiidae
Source: the annotation of a GenBank genome assembly